Molecule: messenger RNA, 1126 nt
Organism: Gracilinanus agilis (Agile Gracile Mouse Opossum)
Lineage: Eukaryota; Metazoa; Chordata; Mammalia; Didelphimorphia; Didelphidae
Gene: DCPS
Product: decapping enzyme, scavenger
Exons: 6
Coding region: 1-1014 (337 amino acids)
Biological process (GO): deadenylation-dependent decapping of nuclear-transcribed mRNA
Cellular component (GO): P-body; nucleus
Molecular function (GO): hydrolase activity; RNA 7-methylguanosine cap binding
Source: RefSeq, a predicted model, not a curated record
AUGGCCGACCCAUUAGUUCAACCCGGCAAGAGGAAACGCGAGGAGGAAUCGGAGUCGGCCCAGACUCCUGGGCCCAAAGGCGACAAAGCGGCUGUAGGGAAUGGAACCGCCAGCUCCACCAGUUUCCCUUUUUCCGGCUUCCGAUUGCAGAAAGUGCUCAAGGAAUCUUCGCGGGAUAAAAUAAUUUUCCUUCAUGGGAAGGUGAAUGAGACCUCUGGGGAUGGAGAUGGGGAUGAUGCAGUUGUCAUCCUAGAGAAGACUCCCUUCCAAGUGGACCAAGUGGCUCAGCUCCUGCUGGGGAGCCCAGAACUCCAGUUGCAGUUCUCUAAUGACAUCUACAGCACCUAUAACCUGUUCCCACCAAGACCACUAAGUGAUGUAAAGACGACUGUGGUUUACCCUGCCACAGAGAAGCACCUGCAAAAGUACUUACGCCAGGACCUCCAUCUGAUCAGGGAGACCGGGGACGAUUACAAGAACAUCACUCUACCUUAUCUGGACUCACAGAGCCUCAGCAUCCAGUGGGUGUAUAAUAUUUUGGAGAAGAAGGCUGAAGCUGACCGGAUUGUAUUUGAGAACCCUGAUCAUUCUGAUGGCUUUGUUCUCAUUCCUGAUCUCAAGUGGAAUCAAAAACAAUUGGAUGACCUCUACCUGAUUGCCAUCUGCCAUCGCCGGGGGAUCAAGUCUCUACGAGAGCUGACUGGGGAACAUUUACCUCUACUCAGGAACAUCUUGCAAGAGGGGCAGGAGGCCAUCCAGCAGCGCUAUCAAGUGAGGGAAGACCGGCUUCGAGUUUACCUGCACUACCAGCCCUCUUAUUAUCACCUUCACGUGCACUUCACUGCCCUGGGCUUUGAGGCACCUGGCUCAGGGGUGGAGAGGGCACACCUGCUGGCUGAUGUGAUUGAGAAUCUGGAAUAUGACCCACAAUAUUAUCAGAAGCGCACCCUCACUUUUGCCCUGAGGGCUGAUGAGCCUCUGCUUAAGCUCUUCCAGGAGGCCAAGAAGAACUGAGGGGCUCACAUGUGGAGAUGGGGGGAAUUUUUAUCACCAUGUUGGUUUUUUAAAAACUUUUUAUACUGGUUGGUUCUCUUUCCCAAUGAAUAAAAUACCUGGUUCACUAGGC